CACAGGGCAGAUUAGGGCAAUUUGAAAUUGUUUUUUCCACCUCUGUGAGAAAGGUGGGUCUUGUUUAUUAGGGUUGUGCAUGUAAACCAAGUGACGUGCCUCUUCAUCUUCAUAAUGAAAACUUUUGUUAAUCCCAAGGGUAAACUUUGUUAAAAGGGGAACACUCACACCUUGUAUUACUUACCUACCAACCUUGAAGUGUUGCAGGAAACACAUGCAGAGAGGAAAAGGCAGGGCCUUGGUUUCAAGCCCCAGAGUGAUGAUAAUAAUAAAAAAAAACCCUGGCUUGCUGGGCCCUUUGGGGAGAAAGCUUCAUUUGCUGAAAGAGGCCAGUUGUUCCUUUUACCAAAACUCCCCCAUUCAAUCAGUGAAAGAGGCCGGCCUGGAGCACACAGAAUGGCUUAUUCUGAGGCACAAGGAGGUGUCCCCUGUGGUUUCAUCCGCCAGAAUUCCGGCAACUCCAUUUCCUUGGACUUUGAGCCCAACACAGAGUAUCAGUUUGUGGAACAAUUAGAAGAGCGUUACAAAUGUGCCUUCUGCCACUCCGUGCUUCACAACCCCCACCAGACGGGUUGCGGGCACCGCUUCUGCCACCACUGCAUCCUGUCCCUGAGAGAAUUAAAUGCAGUGCCAAUCUGCCCUGUAGAUAAAGAGAUUAUCAAGUCUCAGGAGGUGUUUAAAGACAAUUGCUGCAAAAGGGAAGUCCUCAAUUUAUAUGUAUAUUGCAAAAAUGCUCCUGGAUGUAAUACCAAGAUUAUACUGGGGCGAUACCAGGACCACCUUCAGCAGUGCUUAUUUCAGACUGUACAGUGUUCUAACGAGAACUGUCGGGAGCCAGUCCUACGGAAAGAGCUGAAAGAGCAUUUGAGCUUAUAUUGUCAGUUUCGAGAGGAAAAAUGCUUUUACUGCAAAAAGGAUGUGAUGGUGAUCAAUCUACAGAAUCAUGAGGAAAAUUUGUGUCCUGAGUACCCAAUAUCUUGUCCCAACAAGUGUUUGCAGAUUAUUCCAAGAACUGAGGUGGAUAAACACCUUGUUGUGUGUCCUGAAGCAGAACAAGACUGUCCUUUUAAGCACUAUGGCUGUACUGUAAAGGAUAAAAGGGGUAACCUGAAGGAGCAUGAACAUUCAGCUUUGCGGGACCACAUGCUUUUGGUUUUAGAAAAGAAUUUCCAAUUAGAAGAACAGAUUUCUGACUUAUAUAAGAGCCUAGAACAGAAAGAAAGUAAAAUUCAGCAGCUAGCAGAAACUGUAAAGAAACUUGAAAAGGACUUCAAGCAGUUUGCACAGUUGUUUGGGAAAAAUGGAAACUUGCUAUCAAACAUCCAGGUUCUUGCCUGUCACAUUGACAAAUCUGCUUGGUUAGAAGCUCAAGUACGUCACUUAUUACAAACGGCUAACCAGCAACAAAAUAAAUUGGACCUGCAACCUUUGGUGGAAGCUAUUGAUACAGUUAAACAAAAAAUUACCCUGCUAGAAACCAAUGACCAAAGAUUAAUUGUUUUGGAAGGGCAGACUAACAAACAUGAUGCCCAUAUUAAUAUCCAUAAAGCACAGCUGAAUAAAAAUGAGGAGCGAUUUAAACUGCUGGAGGGUGCCUGCUAUAAUGGAAAGCUCAUCUGGAAGGUGACAGACUACAAGAUGAAGAAGAGGGAGGCAGUGGACGGGCACACAGUGUCCAUCUUCAGCCAGCCCUUCUACACCAGCCGAUGUGGCUAUCGGCUCUGCGCCAGAGCAUAUCUGAAUGGAGAUGGGUCCGGCAAGGGGACACACCUGUCACUGUACUUUGUGGUGAUGCGAGGAGAAUUUGACUCACUGUUGCAGUGGCCAUUCAGGCAGAGGGUGACCCUGGUGCUUCUGGACCAGAGUAGCAAAAAGAACCACAUUGUGGAGACUUUCAAGGCUGACCCCAAUAGCAGCAGCUUUAAAAGACCAGAUGGGGAGAUGAACAUUGCAUCUGGUUGUCCGCGCUUUGUGGCUCAUUCCACAUUGGAGAAUGCCAAGAACACCUACAUUAAAGAUGACACCCUGUUUUUGAAAGUGGCUGUAGAUUUAAGUGACCUGGAGGAUCUCUAGCCAUUGUUUCUAGGGGGAUAAGAGGACUUUUUGGAUACAGAACUAUGGAGGAGGAGAACCUUGAUUAUAUUGUAUUUGGCUUUUUUGCCCUUCAUGUUUGAAGUCAGUUCAAAACUUCUGAAGUGUGCUGUCUGCUUUUUACUUUUUUACUCUUAGUUUGAAACUUAAAACAUUUAGAAUAUUCUCAUUAUUUAUAUUUUAAAAAUAGAUGGUAAGUUUCUUGAAAGCAGGAUCUAGGCUUAUCUUUUUUACUGGUGCUUAGCAGUAUCUCAGGCAGGUAGUGUAAUAUUCACUGUUAUUUAGGAGACAAGUAACAGCAUUCCCAACUGAAAAUGUUCUGAUAUUUUAUUAUUUGGCCCAUUGAUCCUAGACCUGACCUUAAACCUGCAAAAACAGUCUUUUAGGGUAGGUUGUUCCAGUUAAGUAGAUGAAUGAUGUACUUAAAAGACAGUAUGCCCAACUUGGACCAGACUUUUUUUUGGUUAAAUGCUAAACUUUUGGAAACUACUACCCAUCUAAAUAUUUUCAAGAAAUUCAGCAGCAGUUUAUAAGCACAGUUUAGCAAGGCUGCAAAGGAAAUGGUGAAUGGGGUAAACAUUAUUUUUGUCUCUGCUGAAGUAAACCAGAAUGUACUGUGUGUGUGUGUGUGUGUGUGUGUGUGUGUGUGUGUGUGUGUGCGCGCGCGCGCGCAUAGGUCAGAGAUGGUCAAAUAUCAGCAGUUUCAUAAGGUUCAACCAAAUAAAUAUAUGAACAAAUGUAAGUAUACAACUAGUUUAAAGGUAUUUUGGUAAUAAUAGUGAAUUAACUUGAGGAUGGGCAGAAUUUAAUAUAUGAUGGAGAAAAUGUCAUAAAUGGAUAGAUGAACUUUAAAAUCUAGGUUGAAAAUUGUUGCAAUUUCCUGAGUGUUAGAAGUACUCCCAUCCAAAAUUGUUGUUUAAACAUUAUCUUCUGUUGUUUUUGAGAGAACUUUCAACUUCAUAAAUUGGUAUGAAAACGGGCAUUUCUGUAAACCUGGGAAAUUUCUUGUCAGAGUCCUGAGUAUUUGGGGAAGAACAGAAAUGAUCAUGUCCUUAAGAAUCUAUCUGUAUGGAUCUAAGGGUGUAUAUACAAAUUGAGGUGGCUCCUUAUAAUUCUUGAAAAGCCUAAGCUUGACAGAAGAAUACCAAGUGUUCCUGAGCCCCCACUCAUUGUUAUGCCCUUUACCAUUGCUCACAUGUGGGCUGGCCCUGGGCAUGCCAGCACAAGUGCCAUGUGGCACAGGGCCCUUUCCAGCAGCUCUCUUGGGUAAUGACCAUGUGCUUUACAACUUCUGAGCAGCUAACCUGAUAAAAGAAGCACUAUUUAUGCAUCUUCUGUGAAUGACAGGAAACUUCUUAAUCUCUUUUGUGAGAUUUUUGCAGACAUAAUGCAGGAAUCAUCCCAAAGGAUUAAAUUCAAAGAAAUAGAUUCACAAUAGAAAUAUUCUAAAGAACUAACUUGCCAGUAGCGAACUGUGGUCCGGUUGGCCGGCACAUCACCUUUGAUAAAACUAAGGAAGUGUUUUUCUAGCCCACAUGACCAGACGCCGAUGAUUCUGCCUGUUUAUUUUCAAUGUUUCUAAUCAAACUGAAGGUCAUCCUUGUACUCUUCAGGAGUAGAAAAUCAUGUUGUGGGUAACUCAUUUUAAGUAGUUGAUAUGAAAACUAUUUUAAAAUGAAUUUGUCAAAAUACUGGUUUGGUGUUUUAACCAACUUCUUUACGUAAAAAGUGUAAGUCAUGGCAUGGUUUGCAUACAAGUUCAGAGUCCUUUCAUCCUUGAAAUAGUGAUUAUAUGAUCAUAGAACAAAGAAUUCUAGAGUAAAAAGCAUUCCUUUUUCACAAAAUAGGAGUUGUUUUGGUUUCCUAGGCUGCUGAAGCAAAUACCAUGAAAUGGCUUGGCUUAAACAGUGAGAAUUUAUUCGCUUACAGUUUUGUGACUGGGAAAAUGUCCAAGUGAAGGCAUCUUCUAGGCAAUGCUCUCUCCCCAAAGACUGUGGCGUUCUGGGAUUGGCUGCUGGUGAGUCUUGGUCCUUAGCUUAUCACAGCAAGGCACAUGGCAGCAU
Choloepus didactylus (southern two-toed sloth) is the source of this 4154-nucleotide messenger RNA. It is a transcript of the gene TRAF5, whose product is annotated as TNF receptor associated factor 5. The transcript is spliced from 11 exons. The record is from RefSeq and is a predicted model, not a curated record. NCBI's taxonomy places the organism in Eukaryota, Metazoa, Chordata, Mammalia, Pilosa, Megalonychidae. Gene Ontology annotation, molecular function: tumor necrosis factor receptor binding; zinc ion binding; thioesterase binding. Gene Ontology annotation, biological process: positive regulation of JNK cascade; protein K63-linked ubiquitination; tumor necrosis factor-mediated signaling pathway. Bases 397 to 2073 code for a protein of 558 amino acids. Gene Ontology annotation, cellular component: plasma membrane signaling receptor complex.